UUCCCUCUUUCAUCUCUUUCCAGCCAAACCAUCUUUUCAUCUUUGGAACAAUGGAAAUAGAAGCAGCCACUGCAAACCAAAAGGGUGUUGCAGAGUGUAGAGAAACCAUGGAAGUUUCAGAAAAGAGAGGAAUGUACCUCGUAUGGGAAGAUUUAACUGUUGUGGUUCCAAAUUUCGGAGAUGGACACACUAAGAGAUUGCUUAACGGGCUGAGUGGAUAUGCUGAACCUAACAAAAUCAUGGCUAUAAUGGGUCCUUCUGGCUCUGGAAAAUCUACUCUUCUUGAUGCUCUAGCAGGAAGACUCUCCAGAAACGUUAUCAUGUCUGGAAAUGUGUUUCUAAAUGGAAAGAAGAGGAGAUUGGAAUAUGGUGGUACUGCUUAUGUGACCCAAGAAGAGACAAUGCUGGGAACUCUGACAGUGAGAGAGACAAUAUAUUACUCAGCGAAUCUAAGGCUUCCAGGGAGCAUGAGGAGAGAAGAGGUGAAUGAGAUAAUAGAAGGAACGAUUAUGGAAAUGGGUCUUCAAGAAUGUGCAGAUCGGAUAAUAGGGAAUUGGCACUUGAGAGGUAUAAGUGGUGGAGAAAAGAGAAGACUCAGCAUUGCUCUUGAAAUCCUCACAAGGCCAACUCUCUUGUUCCUUGAUGAACCCACCACUGGUCUCGACAGUGCAUCAGCUUAUUUUGUUGCUCAAACUCUCAGAAAUUUGGCUCAUGAUUCAAAGACUGUUAUCUCUUCUAUACACCAACCAAGUAGUGAGGUUUUUGCACUCUUUGAUCAUCUCUUUCUUCUCUCUGGUGGUCAAACAAUAUACUUUGGACCUGCACAAAAGGCUACUCAGUUCUUUGCGAAAGCUGGAUUCCCGUGUCCAAGUAGAAGAAAUCCUUCUGAUCAUUUCCUUCACUGUAUCAACUCAGACUUCGACGCUGUCACAACCAUAAUCACGGCCUCCCAAACAAGACAUGAAGGAGUACCAUUAUCAACUACAGAAACCAAAGCAAUACUUGUAGAAAAAUACCGAUGGUCAGAGCACGCAACCAUUGCAAGAGCAAGAAUCAAGGAAAUCUCAAACAUUGGAGGGAUUGAUUUUGAAUGUAAAAGCAAAUGCAAAGCAAAAUGGUGGAAGCAGCUGCUAGUGCUGACUCAGAGAUCUUUCGUGAACAUGUCCAGAGAUGUGGGAUACUACUGGAUUAGGAUAACAAUCUAUAUUGCCUUAUCUUUGUGUGUUGGAACAAUCUUCUAUGAAGUUGGAUCGAGUUACGGAGCCAUUUUUGCAAGAGGAGCAUGUGGUGCUUUUAUCUCAGGUUUCAUGACAUUCAUGUCUAUAGGGGGCUUCCCUUCUUUUAUAGAAGAAAUGAAGGUCUUCAAUAAAGAAAGAAUGAAUGGAUAUUAUGGAGUUGGAGUCUACAUUCUCUCAAAUUUUCUCUCUUCCUUACCCUUUGUGACAGUGAUGUCCACUGCCACAGGGACAAUAACCUAUUACAUGGUUAAGUUUCGUUCAGAAUUUUCACAUUUUGUGUAUAUCUGUCUGGAUCUCAUUGGGUGCAUUGCGGUUGUGGAAAGCUCCAUGAUGAUUAUAGCUUCACUGGUUCCCAACUUCCUCAUGGGAUUGAUAAUUGGAGCAGGAUAUAUUGGUGUUAUGAUGAUGACUGCUGGCUAUUUCCGUCGGAUCCCUGAUCUUCCCAAGUUUUUCUGGCGUUAUCCAAUAUCAUACAUCAAUUAUGGUGCAUGGGGAUUGCAGGGAGCUUACAAGAAUGACAUGAUUGGGAUGGAAUUUGAACCCUUAGAACCUGGAGCUCCAAAACUGAAAGGAGAAUUCAUCCUGAAAAGUGUGCUUGGAAUUGAAAUUGAUAAUUCAAAGUGGUGGGACUUAGGUGCAGUGAUGAUGAUUCUGAUAAUGCUAAAGGUUCUUUUCUUUUUCAUUCUGAAAUUUAAGGAGACAGUUGGACCUUUGUUUUAUAGCAUCUACGCCAGGCAAACUCUUCACCGUAUAAAGAAGAGAGCUUCAUUCAGAAAAGGACCAUCUUUCCCUUCCAAAAGACACCAAUCACUGCAUCCUUUGUCUGCUCAAGAGGGUCUCAACUCCCCUAUUCAUUAGAACCAUCAAAAUUAUUUGCUCAUACAAACACACAACAUUAUUCAUCACACAAUUCAUACCCCCAAUAUUAUAUAAAUAUGGUAUAAUUCUUAUGCUUUGUCUAGAUUACUACAUGAAUUAGAUGGAAUAUAUCAAUAAGGAAGCACCCCUGAUGCUAUGAUUUCAGGUAUGGUGAAACCAUUCAGUGUGUUUGGAGGAAUAUAUAAGAAAUUGGUUUACUAUAUAAAUUGAUUUUGAAGUGUUGCAAAUCAUGUUCAAAUGUUUUUAUUGUGAGAAAUGAUGUUCUUUGGAAGCCACUGGCAUGAAUUAUAGAAAUCACAAUG
This is a messenger RNA of Vigna angularis (adzuki bean), 2419 nucleotides long. RefSeq names its product ABC transporter G family member 15. The transcript has 9 exons. Bases 51 to 2096 code for a protein of 681 amino acids. NCBI's taxonomy places the organism in Eukaryota, Viridiplantae, Streptophyta, Magnoliopsida, Fabales, Fabaceae. Gene Ontology annotation, molecular function: ABC-type transporter activity; ATP hydrolysis activity; ATP binding. Gene Ontology annotation, cellular component: membrane. The record is from RefSeq and is a predicted model, not a curated record.